AUGACGACGGUUGUGUUGAAAAUGCUGUGCAUUCUGCUCUUUGCGGUGUUCAUCUCUGCUCAAGUCAUGCCCAUGACUGACUUCGACCUGGAAAAGAUGGGAGGAAAGUGGUAUCUUGUUGGCUUUGCUACAAAUGCAAAAAGGUUUGUGACACAUCACAAGGCUGACAUGAAGAUGGCAACUGCCGUAAUGGUGCCUACUGAAGAUGGAGACCUUGACAUCAGUUACGGUCAUCUAAAGAGUGAUGGUUCCUGCUUCAGGAUGCAUCAUCUUGCCAAGAAAACUGAGAUUACUGGACGCUUUGUCUUCGACAACGAGCUUUGGGGAAAUUCCAAUUAUAUGCAUGUGGUCAAUGGCAAAUUUGAUGAGUAUGCUCUUGUUCACACCAUCAAGACCCAGGGAGGGGAAUCUGAGAUUCUCAGCAAACUCCACACUCGUACCACAAAAAUAACUGAUGACUUGAAGGAGAAGUUUAAGCAGUUCCGCCUGGACACCGGCAUCCUUGAGGAAAACAUUGCCAUAUUGCCAAUGAAUGGAGAAUGCUCAGAUGCUAAAGUAUCUCAUCCAUCAAAGAAAAUCUAAAACAAAUUCAUGUAAAUUCAUGUUCAAAUUUUGUAAGGAUGGAAAC
Sinocyclocheilus rhinocerous is the source of this 628-nucleotide messenger RNA. Its product is annotated as lipocalin-like. Lineage: Eukaryota; Metazoa; Chordata; Actinopteri; Cypriniformes; Cyprinidae. Bases 1 to 582 code for a protein of 193 amino acids. Gene Ontology annotation, molecular function: small molecule binding. The record is from RefSeq and is a predicted model, not a curated record. The transcript is spliced from 6 exons.